AUGGCAAACGUAACGGUCGGGGAGGAGGUCACCAGACUCCCAGAAGAGCAGUCCAGGCAGAGCCAGGAGAAACACAGCCCAAACCAGGCAGAUUCUUUCUGGAUGAAAUCUUUUCCAGCUCAGGAUCAGACCAUUUACAAUCCACUUCAAGUUUCAGUGUGCGCUCUUCCAGUGUUGCCAAGGAAAAGAGACAAUGUGAGACAACACAUCACAGAAGUGAAGUUGGAUGAGGUAGUAGACAUAUGUUUCUCUGAGACAGACACCAUUUCACUGCUGGACAAACCCAACACUGUUAUCUCAGAGGAUGCUGAUGAUGCAGAAGCAAUUAAAAAAGGAAACAUUCACUAUGCUGAGCUCUGCAAGAACAGAAUGGGCAAUGAUAAGUAUGUAGUGCGAUCAAUGCAGACAUUCAAUGGAGCACCCAAGGACAAACAGAUCCAGUGUGACAAGAUUGCCAUGGUGGAAGAGGGAUCAACUGCUACUGUCUGGGACAUCUAUGACUCUUUCUGUAGACAAAAUGAAACCACUGAAAGUGAGGAGGAGAAAUAUUCAGAGAGUACUUUGAACACCAGCAAAAUUCAAGAUAAGAGACAAGAAAAGAGCAACAGCACAAUCUGCACAGGCAGUACCAUCAGCUCACUGUUAGAAAUGGAAAACUAUGAGAACAGUCUAAAUGUUGGGCCUGACCCACAGUGGAUCAUGGAGUCUGAGUCAUUCCAGCACAGUUUAUUACUCAUGAUGAGGACUAUCAUGGCAAACAUCUUUCAACCCAAACUGGCUGCUUAUAGACAGCUGCCCGUACUAGAAGACCCUGACAGCACGGUGAAGCCUGGGACUAAGGAACAGAGUGAGGAGGGUGAGACGAGCAGUCUAACUCCAGCCCUUGAAUGUCUCUGGGCUUUCACUUGCGAGGUCACCAGAGGAUGCAACAUUACCAGCAUGUGCUGGAACAAAAAGGACCCGAACCUCCUGGCAGUGGGAUAUGGUGACCUCAUGAACGAGAAAGAAGGACUGAUCUGCUGCUGGUCCCUCAAAAACCCAGUGUGGCCAGAAUGCGUCUUCUACUGUCAUAGUUGUGUUACAUGCGUGGAUUUCUCAGCCAACAACCCCAGCCAGCUGGCUGUGGGGAUGCUUGAUGGUACUGUAGCACUCUACAACAUCCAGUGUCGAGACAAAAGGACAUGUCUCGCCAGCAGCAGUGAGUGUUCCAUAAAGCACCUGCAUCCAGUGUGGCAGGUCAAGUGGACCAGACAAGAGAUGAGAUUAUCGGGGGAGGAGAGGGUGGAAGCCCUCGUCUCUGUGUCGGCAGAUGGCAGGAUUAAGAAGUGGCUCCUCUCCGCCAAUCAUCUUGACUGUAUAGACCUGAUGGAGCUGAAGAGGACUGAGAAUAUUAAGCCGAAGGCUCAGAAAAAAAAAAGAAAGAAAAAGGCAGCCGGUGUUCUGGCAAUGAUGAUGCCGACCCUUUGCAUUGACUUCCAUCCAACAGAUUACAGUAUCUAUCUGACUGGCACACGGGAUGGCCUCAUCCACAAGUGCUCCUUCUCCAACAGUCAGCAUUCUCUGGAUACUUACCAAAAACAUUUUAGCCAGGUGAACCACGUUGAAUGGUCUCCAUUCAGUCCUGAUGCGUUCCUGAGCUGUUCCUCUGACUGGACCAUCCAGCUGUGGAGGCAGAGCCAACGUACCCCAGUGCUGAGCUUCACAUCAACCCAGAAGGCCGUGUACUCCGCCAGUUGGUCCCCAAACCACUCCACAGUGUUUGCAGCCAUUAAUGGACGGCAGAUGGAGAUCUGGGACCUGAAUAUAUGCAUCCUGAACCCAGCCAUCGUGCAACAUGCUGCACCCGGUGUGAAGAUGACGGCCCUGCUGUUUGCCACAGGGUCAGACUGCAUCUUAGUAGGAGACAGUGACGGACAAGUGACUGUCUACAAGCCCAAGAACCUCAGUAUGGGACACGGCAAGCAGGUGGACAGUCUGGAUGACAUCAUCCACUCUGCAGUCUCCAGAGAUCAAAAAGUGUAA
Seriola dumerili (greater amberjack) is the source of this 2022-nucleotide messenger RNA. Its product is annotated as WD repeat-containing protein 78-like. Gene Ontology annotation, cellular component: axonemal dynein complex. Bases 1 to 2022 code for a protein of 673 amino acids. Lineage: Eukaryota; Metazoa; Chordata; Actinopteri; Carangiformes; Carangidae. The transcript has 15 exons. Gene Ontology annotation, biological process: cilium movement. Gene Ontology annotation, molecular function: dynein light chain binding; dynein heavy chain binding. The record is from RefSeq and is a predicted model, not a curated record.